Molecule: messenger RNA, 2427 nt
Organism: Penicillium arizonense
Lineage: Eukaryota; Fungi; Ascomycota; Eurotiomycetes; Eurotiales; Aspergillaceae
Product: Pet127 family protein
Exons: 4
Coding region: 1-2427 (808 amino acids)
Biological process (GO): mitochondrial RNA 5'-end processing
Cellular component (GO): mitochondrion; mitochondrial envelope
Source: RefSeq, a predicted model, not a curated record
AUGUUUCGCGUCUCGUUGCGGUCUGCUUCAGACCCUUUGCGUGGACAUGUUUGCAUCCCAUAUGUAGCUCGCAGGUCCGCGCCGGCCAACUUGCGCCAGUUUUAUCGGACGUCUACACCCUUGUCCCAAUCUAGCCCUCAAGAACACGGGUCAGUCGACGCGUCAACUGAGGCUGUGUCGCCUCCAAGCGAUCAAUCACCUCUGAAUUCCUCCACAAGAUCGGAGCCCAACCUAAAACUACAACAAACCAAGCGAGUGAAGGAGAAAAGAAAAGUCAAUCGAGAGCCGGCCACCCUCCCCCUCAGCACAACGAGACCCUUUUCAAAACUCAACCAACGACAAAGAAAACGAUUUAAAGAGCUCAACCCAGAUUUUGUACCGCCACAGCGAGAUGCUGCUAUCGCGAAGGCAAAAAGAGAGAAAGCAGCCAUUGCCUUAGGGAAAACUGAGGACAAAGGAAAGCAUGUUUUGGAUUGGAUACCACAACCGCAGGCGGAUCAAGUCGAAUCCCAACCAGACCAGGCGACGCAACCCGCCGAAUCAAACGAUGCCCCAGUGACUGGUUCAACACAGGCGUCACCUAGUAAGCCGGCGAGAAGCAACACGCUUAACUUGACCUCCAACAGCAACGUGGUGAAGGAAAUCCUGCGAGCAGGUCGCCAGGGGCGAGAAAUCAACACCGCGGGUCAGGAUGAGAAGAACUUGGCUGAGAACCAGGGCAAGGAACGGGAAACAUUGACGCAUAUUGCCAAACACGUUCUCAGCAAGGACCGCGGGUCUCUUACAUCAACAGCGUUGCAAUUGACUGCAUUGGAUUACCCUAUGGCCCCUGUCCCAGGUGUUUCCUUUGGCCUUGACCGUGUACUUUUUAACCCUGGUGUCUACCAUCUUCGCGAUCCUCGGUCUCGUGUCUACAAUUUUGACCCCUACUUGGGCGAUAUCAUGCCUGUAACAGAAUUCGACUUCAAUACUCUUAAGCCAUACGUUACCUCUUCUAAGGAUACUAUUCUCUGCGAAAUGGCCCAGAAGAACCAGAGGAAAUACUACGGGUCUUCAUCGAGCAUGACCUCGGCCCUUUCUCAUUUCCAUUAUCUUCUGUCCGCGUGGAGAUCUAUCGAUACUCGCAACGUGUCUCAGGGCUUCCCAGAGAAAUUACGCAGCUUCACUCGCCUUCUCCGUGCACCGACUGCCAUGUUUGUUCAUUACAAAGAGAAAGAGGAUGUUUACGCAAUUGACGCCGACAAAGAAUUUGACUCGGCCAACAUUCUCAUGAACCUCGGAAAGUCAAUGGAGAAGCUACUCACGCUACCAAAGGAGCAAUUUGAGCGCUACCGCCGGUCCAGUGCCAACAAGAUCACCCCCGAGGAAGAAGAAGCUAUUCCUGAAUCUUACCACUACACCACCAUGGGCAAAUUCCUCAUGCGAUCCCAGCUGGAUGCCUAUGAUCCUCGACUGCCAGGGACUGGCAUGUACGACCUCAAAACCCGUGCUGUCAUUUCCAUCCGCAUGGACGCCUCAAACCACGAGAACGGAAUCGGUUAUGAGCUCAAGGGUCGUUUCGGCACGUGGGAGUCCUACGAACGCGAAUACUUCGAUAUGAUGCGUGCUGCUUUCCUCAAGUACUCCCUACAGGUGCGCGUUGGCCGUAUGGAUGGAAUCUUCGUGGCUUACCACAACAUCGAGCGUAUCUUCGGAUUCCAAUACGUCAGCCUGCCAGAAAUGGACCAGUGCCUGCAUGGACAGACCGACACCACGCUUGGUGAUUCCGAAUUCAAGAUCAGUCUGGCAUUGUGGGAGAAGAUCAUGGACAAAGCCACCGCCAAGUUCCCCAAGCAGUCCCUGCGCUUCCACUUCGAAACCCGCGAGGCCGUGAACCCCUUCAUGUACAUUUUCGCCCAGCCCGUCACGAACGAGCAAAUCCACGCCAUUCAGACAAGGAACUCAGCCGAGAUCGAAACCCUUCAAAAUAAACUCUUGGGCCUCGAGACCCUAGAAUCCAGAGUCCAGGAACCCGGCGAGAACCAGACAACUCCCAGCGCUGAAGCCGGGUCCGCAGAGACAACCGGAUCCACCGCCGACGAAUACGACCCGAACCUUUUGGCCAUGACUCUCCUAACCAAGAACUACGUUAAUGGCGAAUUAGUCGAACGCCCCACCGGCCUCUCAAAGAAGGACACCUGGACCGUCGAAUACGAGAUCAACGAGCUGAACCCGAAACAGGGCAACGCCAUUCUGCAAAUGUGCAAGACCCGUCGCCGCAACGUCUUCGAGAAGGGCGAUGAGGAGGAUGUCAAUACUCAGAAUGACGAGUUCCUUCAGCGUUUGCGGAACAUCAGUGAGCAGGGACGCGUGUUCCGUGCGAGGGAAAAUGAGAGAGAUCGGAGAAACGGCAUUGUUGUCUACUCUGAUCCCAUUUCUCGGGAUUGA